AUGUUCUCUUCGGCGUUCAAGUCGAUCUCCUCUACCAACAUCACCGCAAACUAUUCCAUCUCCCAAAAUUCGACAUCCACCGCCGGGCCCUGGAAGAUUUACGACUGCAAGAAGAAGUCCACCGGCAAGGCCUACAGCGUUUUUGUCUUCGACAAGAAGUCCCUCGACAGCCAUGGCAACUCGCUGAGCCGCAGCAGUGCCAGCGCGUUCAAGCGCACGACCGAGGAGGUUGUCGAGCGUCUGAAGAAGGAGGCCUCGAGUCUUGCCAAACUACGACACCCGAGCGUGCUCGAGCUCGUCGAACCUGUGGAGGAGACGCGAAGUGGAGGCUUGCAGUUCGUGACCGAGGCUGUGACGGCGUCGCUCGCCAGUCUGCUGCAGGACAAGGAUGACCAGGAACGGUCAGGCGGGGUUGGUGGCCGCUCGAGCCGAUAUGUGACGGAGGAUUCGGAGGGCGUUCGGAGGCGGCGCGAGCUCGAAAUUGAUGAGCUUGAGAUCCAAAAGGGACUGCUGCAGAUCAGCAAGGCACUCGAGUUUCUGCACGACAAUGCUGGCUUGGUGCACGGAAACCUGACGCCUGACGCCAUCUUGAUCAACGCCAAGUCGGACUGGAAAAUCAGUGGUCUGUCGUUUUGCAGCCCUCAAGAGAACUCAAACAAGCCGACCUCUAUCCAGCCCAUCAGCUUGGGCGAGAUCCUGAACAUGGACCCCAGGUUACCUGGCUCCGUGCAGCUAAACCUCGACUACACCUCCCCCGAUUUCGUCCUCGACAAUAACCUCACAACAUCAGCCGAUAUGUUCUCUCUAGGCCUCCUGUGUGUUGCUCUCUACAACUCGCCCCACCGCUCUCCUCUCGAAGCCCAUGCUAGCGUCUCGACAUACAAAAGACUGUUCUCCUCCUCAUCGACGAUUCCGUCUUCAUCCAAUAAAUUCUUGGCAUCCAGAAACUUGCCAAAGGACCUGUCGGCUCACGUCUUGCCGCGCCUCAUCACUCGACGGCCGGCGCAGCGCAUGACGGCCAAGGAGUUCCAGGACAGCGAGUAUUUUGACAACAUACUGGUCUCCACGAUUCGCUUCCUCGAUGCUUUCCCCGCCAAGACGCCCAACGAAAAGGCACAGUUUAUGCGGGGCUUGAAUAAAGUCCUGCCGUCUUUCCCCAAGUCGGUCAUGGAGAAGAAGCUGCUGCCGGCGUUGCUCGAGGAGAUGAAAGACAAAGAGCUCAUCUCUUUGAUUCUUCAGAACAUCUUCAAAAUCAUCGAGUUGUUGCCGACGGCAAAGCGUGCUUUCAGCGAAAGUGUUCGGCCGAGGCUGAAGGAGAUUUUCGUGUCGACCGGCAAGAAAGAAGCAGAGCCGCCAAAAGAUCCAGCCAAGGAUGCCGGUCUCAUGGUCGUCCUCGAGAACAUGCCCGUCAUUUCGAGCAAUUGCGGCGGCAAGGAGUUCACCGACGAUAUAUUACCCAUCAUCAUGACAGCAAUUGAAUCAGGGACUCCGGCUGUUGUUGAUGCGGCUCUGAGAGGGCUGCCUGCCAUCCUCGCGGUGCUCGACUUCAGCACGAUCAAGAACGAACUCUUCCCGGUCAUUGCCAUGGUCUUCAGUAAAACGAACAGCCUGGCCAUUAAGGUGCGCGGUUGUCAGGCGUUCGUGGUGCUGUGCGGCGGGUCGAACGAUCCGUCGAACGACGGCCUGGGCGACUUCAGCGCCGAGAGAAAGAAGACGACGUCGUCCUCCAGCGCUCUGGACAAGUACACAAUGCAGGAGAAGAUUGUGCCCCUGAUCAAGUCAAUCAAAACCAAAGAGCCAGCGGUCAUGGUGGCGGCACUCAACGUACUACGUGUGGUGGGCGACACGGCAGACGCGGACUUUGUGGCCAUGGAGAUCCUGCCUAUCCUUUGGAACAUGAGCCUGGGCCCGCUGCUCAAUUUGAAGCAGUUUCAAGGCUUCAUGGAUCUCAUCAAAACCCUGUCGAGGCGCGUAGAGGACGAGCAGACCAAGAAGCUGCAGGAACUGAACGGCAACGCGAAUGGCAGCACCGUCGGAACAGAAGACUUCAUGGCCUUUGGCGGCGUGACGGGCACGACUUUUGACAGCAACACCAACGGUGCGUCGGAGAACGACUUUGAACAGCUCGUCAAGGGCAAAGUCACGAGCUCCACCUCGGGCGACUCGUUUGCGAGCUGGGACGAUGCCCCCGUGCCGUCGACCAUCACGACGUCAGCCCGUCCAUCGAUGGGGUCUCGAUCCAGCACACCCAAGGCUGCCGCCUUUUCGUGGUCGACACCCAGUCCGCCGCAAACGACGACUGCGCCUGGUCAGUUUAACGGCGUCAAGGCGCAAGCGCAACCGACGUUCCGCACUGUGACGCCGGACCUGAGUGGAUUCCAGUCGAUGACUCCUUCGACGACGCAGUUCUCUCAGCCGAUGCAACCCGCCCUGCAGCAGCAGCAACAACAGCAGCAGGGCGCCGCCGCAGCGUCAGUGAACUGGGCGUCGGCGGGCAAUUCGGCGACACAGUCCAACCCAUGGGCAUCGUCGCCGGCCCCCUCGUCGUCAGGCCUCGGGGCCAUGAGCGCUUCGAUGGGGAGUCUGUCCAUGGGUGGCGGCGCGAGGCCGGGCAUGGGGUCCUCACAAGGAUCAUUCUCACUUCCGCCGCCACCGGGUGGUGGCAGCGGCAUGAUGGGGUCGUCGGGAUUCAGUCUCGCGCCGCCGCCGAAGCAGCAGCAGGCUGCCCCGGUGAACCGGUCGGCGAGCGGCAUGGGUGGUAUGGGCAUGGGCGUGAUGGGCAUGGGCGUGAUGGGCAUGGGCGUGAUGGCUCAGCAGGGGGCGAACUCGAUGAACUCGAUGAACUCGCUGAACUCUAUGAAUGCAAUGGCAGCGAGGCCCGGCAUGGGCAUGGGCGUGGGUUCUGGAGCGAGCAUGAACAGCAUGAUGGGAACAGCUCAGCAGCAGCAUCAACAACAACAACAACAGCAAACACAGCAACAGCAGGCAAAGCCUGGGUUGGAUAAGUACCAGAGCCUGAUAUGA
Verticillium nonalfalfae is the source of this 3024-nucleotide messenger RNA. RefSeq lists its product as uncharacterized. Bases 1 to 3024 code for a protein of 1007 amino acids. Lineage: Eukaryota; Fungi; Ascomycota; Sordariomycetes; Glomerellales; Plectosphaerellaceae. Gene Ontology annotation, biological process: protein phosphorylation. Gene Ontology annotation, molecular function: protein kinase activity; ATP binding. The transcript has 3 exons. The record is from RefSeq and is a predicted model, not a curated record.